GUUUGCGAUUCGCCAAUGUAACAAAACAGAAGAAGAAGAAGUGGAAAACAAAACUGUGCUUUAACAUGGCUGCUGACAACGAUCCUGAAUCUGAGGUCUUUGAGAUCACUGAUUUCACCACCGCGUCCGAAUGGGAGCGGUUUGUGUCCAAAGUGGAGGAAGUGCUAAACGAGUGGAAGCUGACUGAAAGCUAUGUGGAAAAAUUAUCUCCAGAAAAGGGUGCGUACGUCAACGGGAGCUGGGGAGAGCAGUCGCAGGACGUUCACUUUGCUGACUUUAAGUUCAGUAUCAGCCACCACUUUCUCAAAGAAGAAUGUAAAAAGGAGAAUGGGAGGAGUGAAGAAGAUACAUUACCUUUGGCAAUGCAGGACCUUCUGUCGAUGCACAAUGACUUCCCUCCUCGAGCCCAUUGUCUGGUCAGAUGGUACGGCCUGCGAGAAUUCGUGGUCAUCAGCCCCGGGGCGAACUGUGAGGCCAUCAUCAGCGAGUCAAAAUGCAACCUGCUGCUCAGCUCCAUCUCCAUGUCUCUGGCCAACAGCGGCUGUCAGGUCCCCAUGUUUGUUCAGAUCCAGCAGAAGUGGAGACGGAUCUAUGCCGGCGAGUGCCAGGGGCCAGGUGUGCGCACCGAUUUUGAGAUCGUCCAUCUCCGUAAGGUGCCGAGCCAGUACAACCACCUAUCUGGCCUCCUUGACAUCUUUAAGUCUAAAAUUGGUUGCAACCUGCUCCCCCUGCCGCCUGUUGACAUAGCUAUUCGCUACACCUACAUCCUCCAGGAUUGGCAGCAGUCUUCAUGGCCUCAACAGCCUCCAGACUUUGACACGCUGCUUGGAGGUGAGGUAGGAGGAGUGGAGUUUGGAAACCUUCCCUUCGGAGCCUGCGAGGAACCAAUCAGUGAACUCCAUCUUGCAACCACCUGGCCUCACCUCACAGAGGGCAUCGUUGUAGAUAAUGACGUGUACAGUGACCUCGACCCUCUCCAAGCUCCUCAUUGGUCUGUUCGAGUUAGAACAGCUGAGAACCUUCAGUGUUUACUGGGAGACUUUAUCACCGAGUUCUUUAAGCUGUGCUGUCGGAGGGAGUCUGCAGAAGAGAUUCUGGGUAGAGGCCAUGCAGAAGAAGAAGGCCAGGAAAACAGUGACAUCAGCUCUGCUCUGUCUAAACUGACGGAGCCAGCAGCGCCUGUGCCGCUAAGCAAGCUGUCCGUGUCCAGUAUGGUCCACAGCGCCAGAAAGCACAUGCGGCGGCGCCGGCACAUCGAUGAGUCCCCGCUUAACGUCGAUGUCCUCAACUCAAUCCUCCUGUACCUCUUCCCAGAUGCUGCGGUGGAGAAGUCAUCGGACAAAGAGAAAACCACCCAGACAAACUCCGUCAGGACAUCCGAGAAAGAGAAGAGCCCAGACGACAACCUGUUCCUCCAGCUGAAGUCGGCGCCCUCGGACAGUUUGACCUACCGCCUGGCCCUGUGUCUGUGCAUGGUCAACUACAGCUACGGGGGACUGCCUGCUGUCACUCACCUCUGGCAAGAGUUUGUCCUGGAGUUGCGCUACCGUUGGGAAAACAACUUCCUCAUCUAUGGCUUAACAGGUGGACCUCCUGAUCUCCGCUGCUGUCUGCUGCAUCAAAAGUUUCAGAUGCUGAACUGCUGCAUAGACAGGAAGAGGGCGAGAGAUGAAGCCCGCAAGGCGCAGGAGGGAAACAGAGAGAGAGAGCGCAAAGUAUCGGGUGGAAAAGCUUCUGCCUCCACUACAACCAGAGAGGUGUCUCAAGGCAAAUCCUGGGACUCGUGGAGUGACAGCGAGGAAGAGUUCUUUGAAUGCCUGAGUGACCAGGGGGAGAUGGAGUCUUCUCAAAGCGAGGGAGGAAAGGUCAAAGCCGAGGGCAGGCUGCAGCCCUACAACAACAUGACGCUACUCAACUCCGCAGAGCCUCUCUAUGUUCCUGUUACACAGGAGCCAGCUCCUAUGACAGAGGAUCAGCUGGAAGAGCAGUCCGAAGUGCUAGCUAAACUCGGCACAUCAGCGGAAGGUACUCACCUGCGUGCUCGGAUGCAAAGUGCAUGUCUGCUCUCUGAUAUGGAGUCUUUUAAGGCUGCCAACCCUGGCUGUGUUUUGGAGGACUUUGUCCGCUGGUACUCGCCGAGGGAUUAUGUAGAAGAAGAGGCGGUCGACGAGAAGGGAGAUCCAGUUGUGAAAGGAGAACUUAGUGCAAGAAUGAAAAUCCCAGGCAACAUGUGGGUGGAGGCGUGGGAGACUGCCAGGGUCACACCAGCACGGCGCCAGAAAAGACUCUUCGACGACACCAAGGAGGCAGAAAAGGUGACAAUCUGUCCAGCUGACACCACAUUGGGAAUCAGUUUAAAACAGGAAGCAGAUGCUCUUCAAGUGAUCAGACACAAUCACUUGUGGGCUGCACAGCCUCAGGAAAAUAUUUAGUUGCCCCGGCUCUCU
Messenger RNA from Fundulus heteroclitus (mummichog), 2447 nucleotides. Its product is annotated as rab3 GTPase-activating protein catalytic subunit-like. The transcript is spliced from 19 exons. NCBI's taxonomy places the organism in Eukaryota, Metazoa, Chordata, Actinopteri, Cyprinodontiformes, Fundulidae. Gene Ontology annotation, biological process: positive regulation of GTPase activity. The record is from RefSeq and is a predicted model, not a curated record. Bases 66 to 2432 code for a protein of 788 amino acids. Gene Ontology annotation, molecular function: GTPase activator activity.